CUCGGUGCGGCGUCGCUGCUGCACGCCUGCACCGGUGGUUGCAACACCCUCCCCCCUUCAUUCUCGGCUUCUCGCUCGUCGCCGUCUUGCCGCUAGCCUGUCUCACCUCGCGGCCGGCAGCCUUGCGCGACGCGCCGCGCUCUUUCACAUUCAAAAUUAUUCGCAAUCGCAACCAUUGCAAAAACUCUCUGUGCAAUAAAAUACUUAAUAUUUCGAUGCGUUCAUAAUUAGUCUAAAAACAGAGAGGUAGUUUAAAGUUAACAAAGAAAUUAAGUGCCUUUUAAACUUUGAAUGCACUCCUCGUUGCAUGUCCCGCGCGCGUCGUUAUGAGAACCCCGUACUGGCGGUCACGUUGACGUCGCGCCGCCAUAUCUGUCUCGGCCACCAACUAGCAAAAUUAAUAGAAUGGCGGAGGGCAAUGGAGAAAUACCCAUUGAAGAGGUACCUGGGAAGGACUCCGAUGUUGGCCGGACACCAGAUUACCGCAAACUCAUUGACUAUGGCUUGGAUCCUAAGGUAGCAGCCAAGCUCGACGACAUUUAUAAGACUGGAAAGCUAGCGCACGCCGAACUGGAUGAACGUGCGUUAGAUGCCUUAAAAGAAUUUCCAUCCGACGGUGCUUUAAGUGUUCUUGGACAAUUUUUAGAUUCAAAUCUCGAGCAUGUAUCUAAUAAAAGUGCUUAUUUAUGUGGAGUCAUGAAGACCUAUAGACAGAAAAGCAGAGCGGGGGUCCAAGGAGCGCCCGCGUUGGCUUCAACUGUCCCCGUGAAGGGCCCUGACGAAGAGAAGAUCAAACAAAUAUUAGCCCGGACCGGGUACACGUUAGAUGUUACCACAGGUCAACGCAAGUAUGGUGGGCCGCCGCCCGGGUGGGAGGGCGGUACGCCGGGCGCCGGCUGCGAGGUGUUCUGUGGGAAAAUCCCGAAGGACAUGUACGAGGACGAACUCAUCCCGCUGUUCGAGCGCUGCGGCACCAUCUGGGACCUGCGCCUCAUGAUGGACCCCAUGACGGGCACCAACCGCGGCUACGCCUUCGUGACGUUCACGUCGCGCGAGGCCACGCAGCGCGCCGUCCAGGAGCUCGAUAAUCACGAAAUAAAACCUGGGAAGACUCUGAGAAUUAAGAUUAGCGUACCGAAUCUGCGACUUUUCGUCGGCAACAUUCCCAAGUCUAAAGGCAAAGAGGAGAUACUGGAAGAGUUUGGUAAAUUAACAGCUGGGCUCGUCGAAGUUAUAAUAUAUAGUUCGCCCGAUGACAAGAAGAAAAAUAGAGGAUUUUGUUUUUUGGAAUACGAGUCUCACAAAGCAGCGUCACUAGCUAAACGUAGGCUUGGAACUGGUAGAUUAAAGCAGGUAUGGGGCUGUGAUAUAAUAGUGGAUUGGGCGGACCCUCAAGAGGAACCUGACGAGCAAACUAUGAGCAAAGUGAAGGUGUUGUACGCGCGCAACCUGACGCAAGAGAUAACUGAGGACGCGCUGAAAGAAGAGUUCGAGCGCUACGGCACUGUCGAGCGUGUCAAGAAGAUUAAGGAUUACGCGUUCGUGCAUUUUGAGGACCGGGACUGUGCAGUAAAGGCUAUGCAAGAGCUAGACGGUAAAGAAAUGGGUGGUGCGCGACUGGAAGUGUCGCUAGCCAAGCCGCCGUCCGACAAGAAGAAGAAAGAAGAAAUAUUGCGCGCGCGCGAACGACGUAUGAUGCAGAUGAUCCAUGGCCGCGGCGGAUUCGAUUGGUGCAGCUGCUCGCCGGUACUGCGCGGCCGCACGCCGCAGCCGCAGCCGCGCCCCCCGCAGGCGCGAGGCGACUACGGCUGGGUCAUGUGGGACGGGCGGGCGAUGGGCGCGGCGCGCGGCGGCGCCGGCCCCCGCGGCUGGGGCCCGUGGUGGUGCGCGCCGCGUCGCGCGUGGCCGCCGCACGCCCAGCGCCAUGCGUGGCAAUCCCCGCGCCAAGCCAAGUUUACCAGGUAAACGUAAACACGACGGGGGCCACCAGAACGUCGGGGGGGAGUGCAAGCGGCGGGUGGGCGCGGGCGGGUGCGGCGCGGGCGCGGGCUGGGGCGGCGGCGCGCUGGCGCAGCAGCCGCUGGCCAGCUAGCGCGGGGGGCGCGGGGGGCGCGGGGAGCGCGAGGGGCGCGGGUAGGGGCGCGGGGAGCGCGGGCGCGGGCGCCGCGGGCGGCCGGCCCCCGCAUGGGAGGCACUACAAGCUGCGCGGGGGAUGUACCUGGCCGCUGCGCGCGCGCGCUCGCGGCCCGCGGAUACGUUCACGUCCGGUCCUCGCUGCGUGCCGAGAGGAUCGCUCUACUUUUUUCUAUAUAUGUGUUUUUUUAUUUGAUUUUCGAGUUUUCGAUUUUGUAUCGCAUCGAUCCGAAAAAAUCUUAAAGUAGGACGUUAUGAAAUGUUUCGAUUGUAAGUUUCCCGUUAUGCUUAUGUUUUUCACUGUCGUAUUAGCCGUAUAUAUAUUUAAUAUAUACUUUAUUUGAGGGGAGCGCACGGCCGCGGUUGCCUGUUUGCGACCGUGCGCUUGGGUCGCGGACCCGUUGACUGUCUGUUUUUUUUUAAUACAUGUUAUUCGAUAUAUUUUAUUCCUGUGAACGCAUUUUGCGAUGUGAUGUGUAUUUUAGCAGUAAUUAUUAUAUUGUAAGGAGUUUGACUGUUGUUUUUUGACAUACUUACAACUUAGGAUACUUGAAUGAAUUUAAUCGGAUUCUUGAAUGAAUUGAACUCUCCGACGACUAGCGAUUACGGCUAAAAUAAAACCACCCCCUGUACUCGAACAUUUCCCGACUGUGUUCCUGCUUUAGUUUUUUUUGCUUUAUUUUUAUUACAUAUUUCCCUUAAAAUACAUUAGUGUGAGGCAGUAGUAUUGUAAAGUUCAGGAUUUCUGUAAUGUUUAUUAUUGCUGUACUAAACUUUUUUGUAUUCGACCACAUAGCAUGUCCAUACUGUUAGAACUCGACUUGUAUCAAUCUUGUAUCAGUUUAAUAUGUGGAAUAAAUUUGCAAAACUGUGUUUGCCUUAUUAUCUACUUGUUUCCUUUUUCUCUAA
Messenger RNA from Spodoptera exigua (beet armyworm), 3042 nucleotides. NCBI's taxonomy places the organism in Eukaryota, Metazoa, Arthropoda, Insecta, Lepidoptera, Noctuidae. The record is from the annotation of a GenBank genome assembly.